AUAAAAAUGAUUUUUUUCUCAAUCCCACCGCAAGAGAAAAACGAAAAUUCGCAUUCGCAUUGUUUCCUCCUACCUUUGACUUCUUCUUCUUCAACCUCUCGCCUGAAUCGCGAUCCUCGGCUGUCCUAACUUCUCGAUGUCGAUGUCGAUGUCGAUGUCGUCGUCGUCGUCGUCGUCUUCCUCCACGCUCCCGACCUCCUCCAACCCCCACUCCCAAUCCGCCUCCGCCGCCUCCGCCGUCGCGUCCCUCCGCGCCUUCCUCUCCCGCCUCUCCUCCUCCGCCCGCCGCGCCCUCUCCGGCCGCCGCCCCUGGGCCGAGCUCCUCGACCGCUCCGCCUUCUCCCGCCCGCAGUCCGUCUCCGACGCCGCCUCCCGCGUCCGCCGCAACGCCUCCUACUUCCGCGUCAACUACCUCGCCCUCCUCGCCCUCGUCCUCGCCCUCUCCCUCCUCUCCCACCCCUUCUCCCUCCUCACCCUCCUCUCCCUCCUCGCCGCCUGGCUCCUCCUCUACGCCUUCCGCCCCGCCGACCAGCCCCUCGUCCUCCUCGGCCGCGCCUUCUCCGACCGCGAGACCCUCGCCGCCCUCUCCCUCCUCACCGUCGUCGUCGUCUUCCUCACCAGCGUCGGGUCCCUCCUCGUCUCGGCCUCCAUGGUCGGCCUGGCCAUCGUCGCGGCGCACGGCGCGUUCCGGGAUCCCGAGGAUCUGUUCAUGGACGAGCAGGAUCCCGCCGGCUCCGGCCUCUUCUCCUACAUCGGCGGCGCUGCCUCCGCCGCUGCGGCGGCUCCUUCCUUGGCCUCGCGUGUCUGAAUACUUCUCCUGACUAGAUUUACAGCAACUGAUACAAUGAGAAGCUGACCAAUGCAGUUAACACGGCAUCCAAUGUGCAUCAAGGAAAUAAAACUGACCAGUGGCCAGAACCAUUCACUUGUGGGAACUUUCCGGUGCACAUUUCUGAAGUCUACAAGCAUUGCGACAGUCUACUGUAAAACCAUCUUAUUCCUAUUUUUUAACCCACCUCCAUGAGGAGUCAACUUCGUUUUACCAUCCUUGGAGACUACAGAGAAUUUGCAAAGGCAAUUGAUAUCGCGAAGGCGACCUAAUUUACCAAGGUCGCCACUUAGAAAUGGUGUCCAAAUGGUGUCCAUAACUUGGAGGCACGCACUUAUUUAAUUUCUAUUUGAAGGCCUUAUGAAGUGGUGGACAUGGCAAACUUGCUAAUUAGUGAUUGAUGUAUGGAAAAUUUUUAAGAAUAUCAUCGGAAAUAAAGUAGUGUUCUAGCAAA
This is a messenger RNA of Eucalyptus grandis, 1283 nucleotides long. Its product is annotated as PRA1 family protein B2-like. Gene Ontology annotation, cellular component: Golgi apparatus; endoplasmic reticulum. The coding region runs from base 137 to 808 and encodes 223 amino acids. NCBI's taxonomy places the organism in Eukaryota, Viridiplantae, Streptophyta, Magnoliopsida, Myrtales, Myrtaceae. The transcript has 2 exons. The record is from RefSeq and is a predicted model, not a curated record. Gene Ontology annotation, biological process: vesicle-mediated transport.